AUGGGAGCUCUAAACCAAACAAGAGUGACUGAAUUUGUCUUCCUGGGCCUCACCGACAACUGGGCGUUGGAGAUUCUGUUUUUCAUACCAUUUACAGUCACUUAUGUGUUAACACUUUUGGGGAACGUUCUCAUUGUUGUUACCAUCGUCUUCACUCCACAUCUUCACACUCCGAUGUACUUCUUUCUGAGCAAUCUGUCCUUUAUUGACAUCUGCCACUCAUCUGUCACCGUGCCCAAGAUGCUGGAGGGUCUGCUGUUAGAGAGGAAGACCAUUUCCUUUGACAACUGCAUCGCACAGCUCUUCUUCCUACACCUUUUUGCUUGUGCUGAGAUCUUCCUGCUGACGAUUAUGGCGUACGAUCGCUAUGCGGCUAUCUGCAUUCCACUGCAUUACCCCAAGGUGAUGAACUUGAAGGUCUGUGUACAGCUUGUCUUCGCCCUCUGGCUGGGGGCCACUGUGCAUUCACUUGUGCAGACCUUCUUGACUAUUCGUCUGCCCUACUGUGGCCCGAACAUUAUCGAUAGCUACUUCUGUGACGUGCCUCCCGUCAUCAAACUGGCCUGCACAGAUACGUACCUCACAGGGAUUCUGAUCGUGUCGAAUAGUGGAACCAUCUCCCUCACCUGUUUUCUAGCCUUGGUCGCCUCCUACACAGCCAUCCUGUUUUCUCUUCGAAAGCAGUCAGCAGAAGGUCGUCGGAAAGCCCUGUCCACCUGCUCAUCCCACUUUAUGGUGGUUGCCCUGUUCUUUGGGCCAUGUAUCUUUCUCUACACGCGGCCGGAUAGCAGCUUCUCCAUUGACAAGGUGGUAUCUGUCUUCUACACAGUGGUCACGCCUCUGUUGAAUCCUCUCAUUUACACCUUGAGGAACGAGGAGGUGAAAAAUGCCAUGAAGCAUCUCAGGCAGAGACGAAUUUGCUCCUGA
Molecule: messenger RNA, 927 nt
Organism: Psammomys obesus (fat sand rat)
Lineage: Eukaryota; Metazoa; Chordata; Mammalia; Rodentia; Muridae
Product: olfactory receptor 1509
Exons: 1
Coding region: 1-927 (308 amino acids)
Biological process (GO): G protein-coupled receptor signaling pathway
Cellular component (GO): membrane
Molecular function (GO): G protein-coupled receptor activity; olfactory receptor activity
Source: RefSeq, a predicted model, not a curated record